GCUUCAAGAAUUCUCUCAUCGCUCCCUCCCCCAAUGCCAGCACCGACUGGGUAUCCCGCACUCUAUCUCUAUCCUCUUAAUGACUCAUUCGUUCCAAAACACAUUUCUCUGCUCCAUAACCAGAGAGUCAAGAUAGGAAGGCAAACGAAUGCGAAAACGACACCCGGUGAACGAAACGGAUAUUUCGACUCGAAGGUACUCAGCAGGCAGCACGCGGAGGUUUGGGAGGAGGGUGGAAAGAUUUUCAUCAAGGACGUGAAGAGCUCGAAUGGAACGUUCAUAAAUGGUGAACGGCUCAGCCCGGAAGGUCUCGAGUCCGACCCUUACGAACUCAAGUCGGACGACAUUGUCGAAUUCGGCAUAGACAUCGUCGGUGAGGACAACAAAACGAUCAUCCAUCAUAAGGUGGCUGCACGAGUACUAUGCAUCCUCAGCGACCAGGAUAUGCAAAUGGCUGCUCGUGCGGAGCAACACCAGAUGCAACACGGUUCACUCCAACAGCAACAACAGCAACAGCAGCAGCAACAGCAGAUUCCGAGUCCCGGCUCUGCCUUCAAUUUCUCUGCGGGCUCAGCGCAGCAACAGCAGCCACCCCCGCGUCGGCCGGGGAUAUCCCAACAGGGUAUGGGUGGCAUGGGUGGCAGUAUGCGGCCACCAGGGAAAAGCGGACUCACGUUCGACCAUAUUCUCACCCGGCUUCAAGGCGAGUUGCAGAAAAGUAGAGAAACGGGUGCUGAACUGCAUACUCUGACGAGUGCAAUGAACGACAUACACGAUACACUUGGUGCCGGUAAUAUGCCCCAAAAUCCUCCACCUAAUCCCCAUACUCUUCCUCCAGUUCGUUCUCAAAAUCCUUCUGAUGAGGCGCCUUUACCUCCACCCAUACAAGAUCAUCAAGCUCCGUCAUCUACGUCUCCUCCUCCGGAAUCGCUUCUGAUGAACAAAGCCGACACUUCAACUUCAACGUCUUUCUCGCCACAUUCACCUCCAAGUAACCUCAUCACCGAAUUACAAGCCCAGCUGCAAGAAACCCAGACAUCAUUAGCGGCCCAUGUAGACCGUAUUCGGGUUCUAGAGGGUGCUCUCAAGGAACAAGAGACGAUCAGAAAUGAUGUCAGCAUGCUGAGGGAUAUGAUGAAUUCUCUGCAGAGGGGGGAGCGCGAAUGGUCUUCACACCCACCUCCAUCGUCACCCCAAUCUCGAUUACCACAUUCGACAGAGUCACAUGCUACCGAAGAAGUUCACAGGGAGUUCGAGGAACAUGACGAUGAUGACAUUGACGACCGCCAGAGUAUUGCCACCAUAGUGCCCCAUGAGCUUGAACGCGUCGAGGAAGAAGACGAGGAGUCCGCGAUGGUGGAUGAGGAUCAAGAUGAGGAGGAGGCCUCGUCACUCAGUCAAAGACCUCGUGUCGAUGAGCUGGAUUUGGAAACUUCGAGUUCCCACAUGCGAGAGCAGGAGCAGGAGGAAGAGGAGGAGGAAGAACGUCGUCGACGUAGGGAGGAGCUCGGUCGACCCAGGACUCCGGAACCUACAAGGCUUGGGAUGCAUGUCAAAAUUAAUGGCCAUCAUCAUCCUGAGACCAGAACUCGUUCCAAGACCCUCACCGAACGUUCUCCUCACAAUUCCUCCGCUGUCAUUGAGGAGCUUAGCGUGCGGGUCGCAUCCUUUACCUCCCAACUCGAAAGUGCGAUGGAGUGGUCGAAAGGCCUACAGAAAGAGCAUCAAGAGGCACGGGAGGUGAUAAGAGGAUUGGAAUUGAAGGUGGAGGGCUUGGAAGAGGUUGUUAGAAAUGGGUUGAAGCAGCAACAGAAGGUGGAAGAUCCCCCGAUUUCGAAGGUAGAGGAAUCCGAUACCGCUGUCGAACCUGAAACAACGCCACCCUCGGUCAAUGAGACCCCUGCACGCAAAGAGGAACCAUCGGAGACGGCGCAAACCGCUUCGCUAACCUCGAUGAUUAUGGAAUGGAAAAGUCAUGUAGAGGGUCAAUGGAGCUCAGUCCGUGAGGAAUGGUCGCAAGAGAGGCAAAGGCUGGGUAGAGCAAGAGAAGAAUGGGAAAGUAAGAUGACGGGUGAGUGGGAAAGAAAGGUUCGAGAGGUUGACGAUGGACUGGAAAGGAUUGACAAGAUGGAAAAGGAGAUCAUCCAGGACCGAGAAAGCAGGGAAAAGGAGAGAGCGACAUUCUUGGCCAGGUCUUCCGCAGCUUUAUCAACAGGCGCUUUUGUUAAUGGUGAAGCACUCAAGUAUCGCGGUGGCGGCCUUGUGACGCCUCCCAGCCCUAGAAGUGUUUCGAGCGACCAUGAAUAUAAUUCCUCAUCAAGCUGGAGUGGGCGGCCAAGUAGAAAACGUUCGCGCUCUGGAUCUUCAGGUAGACGAAAAGUCAGGGGGGUACGGAGGAGUUCUUCUAGAGGCGCCGACACGGACGACACGGAAGAAACGUUAGCAGUCGACGAGCAUGCUGUCGUGGUCAGCGAGGACAAAAUACUUGUGCCACCAGGGUCUUUCGCAGCCAGGCAAGGAGGGAUAGAGGAGAACGGCCCUUUGAUAACCCCCGAGUCCCUGAUAUUUGCCCGGGAUACGACAGCUGUUGACAGGCCUUCAAGGAUUCAAGGUCAAGAAGAUGACCAAGAACUUUUGAACUCCAAAAUUCAUGCACAUUUGGGUUCAAUGUCAGUAAACAACAUUAACGUUCAGACGGCGGUGGGGGUUCUCGUGUUAAGCGUCGCUGCGGCAGCAGUCGUAUGGCGUGUCAAACCAGAAUGAAAUGGUCAUUCGUUUGGAGGUUGUUGGGAUCAAAUCUUCGUAUACGUUUGCAGAUACGUACCAUACCCUCAUUUAUACACAUGCAUUGUACGCCACGUACAGUCUUUUGUUUCAUUUUCGGUCUCAUUUGCGCUUCUGUUCGCAUUUUAUGUUUAUCUUUGCUGUGAUUAAAAUUAUAUUCAUGCGGAAAACAAAAUAUCGACAGCUGGCAGUGGCUUCAGUGAAGCAGC
Messenger RNA from Marasmius oreades (fairy-ring Marasmius), 2993 nucleotides. RefSeq lists its product as uncharacterized. Gene Ontology annotation, cellular component: cytoplasm. The transcript is spliced from 3 exons. The coding region runs from base 34 to 2763 and encodes 909 amino acids. Gene Ontology annotation, molecular function: protein binding. The record is from RefSeq and is a predicted model, not a curated record. Lineage: Eukaryota; Fungi; Basidiomycota; Agaricomycetes; Agaricales; Marasmiaceae.